UUACGGUGACGGAGGGGGGAGGCAGCAGUUCAAUGUAAACCGCUCCACUGAGGUAGAAUAGCGGCCAACAUCAGGAGUCGCUCAGGCAGUCCGAGCUGCAGGUUUCUCGAAAUGUGCGAUUUCUUUCUCCAGCGCGGAUUAUAACUCCGGUAGACCUCGUCCUCUAAUGGGGUGCAACUGCAUUAACUAGUGGACAGACUUCCAUUAACUGUUUUUUCUCUUUGCCGGCGGCCAGGUCACUGAGCUGUGCGCACACUGUGAGCUUAUCCACCGACACCCGGCAGGAGGAGGCGCAGCACACUGACGAUUAGUGUCCUAAAGUGGCACUUUUUUUUGACCCCCCUGCACUGUUCUGCCACCGAGACCGGAUCACGUGAACAGGUGACCUCGAAGCCGUCAUGUUAUCGAUCUCUUAAAAGCCUCAAGGAAGUUAAAGAGCAGAGGAAAGGCUGUAGAUGAAGGGACGAAGAGACACCUGACAAAAUGCUGUGGCAUGGCGGCAAGAGUGUUAAUCGGUCCGGACCAUGAUGCUGUUCACAGCCGGUGGGUCCAGCUACAAAACAGUAGCAGCUCCCAGACUGGGAGUUGACUUGUCACAGACACUACCCCAUCAAAUGACUCUUUCCUGACUCACAGUCAGUCAGGCCACAACAUGGGCAACUCGGCCAGGAAGGGAGAAGAGGAAGAAGAAGGAGGAGGGGAGGGGGGAAUGGAUGGCGAGGGGGCAGAAGUCUCAGAGAAGAAGAAAAAGACAGAGGAGGAGGAGGUGGAGGAGGAGGAAGAGCUUCCACUCGGGGUCGAGGAGAUGUUUGAGAGUGGGGAUCCUGUGCUGGAUCUGAGCUACUGUAAAUUUAAGCGUUUGCCUUCACGUGUUUGCGGAUUGAUGCAUCUGGAGAAACUGUAUGCAUGUGGAAACAGCUUGCGCACCCUGCCAGACAGCAUCUCCCAUCUGCAAGGUCUUCGGAUACUUGCCCUCGACUUCAACAAGAUGGAGGACGUCCCUUUAGCCGUCUGCCAGCUCACUCACCUCACUCGCCUCUAUCUGGGCAGCAACCGGCUGAUGAGCCUCCCGCCUGAGCUGAAGAACCUGCAGAGUCUGCGUUGCCUGUGGAUAGAGAGCAACUACUUCCAGAGGUUUCCACGAGAGCUCUAUGACCUGCCCCACCUCAAGUCCCUUCAGAUUGGGGACAACCGGCUGAAGACGCUGCCCCCUGACCUCUGGCAUAUGGAGGCAUUGAGGGGAUUAUGGCUCUACGGGAACCGCUUUCAAACCUUCCCCAAAGUCCUGCUGCGCAUGGAGAACCUGGAGAUAUUAGACCUGGACCGCAACAAAAUAUCAGAGUUUCCCAGCCUGAAGCGUCUCCAAGCCUUGCGCCUGUUCUCCUAUGACCACAACCCAGUGGACAACCCUCCUAAAGUGGGCGAGGAGGUCCUUGUUGUCGGGGAAGGUGCUGCAGAGUUCUUGGAGGAGCGUGAGGCCAGGAAAGAGAGACGACGAAGGGCAGCAGAGAAAGAGGCCGAAGAGUUGGCUCUGGCAGGAGAGGAGCCGGUGAUUCACGGCAUCCUGAAGAACAGCGGUUCCAACUCAAAGCAAGCAGCAAACGAAGCUCCAGUGACCUCAGGGGACACGGACAUUAAAGAGGAAGAAACAAAGGCAGAGGAGGAGGAUGCGGAGCUGCCACUCACUGAAUACGAUGGAGCCGAGCUUGAAUAUGAUGAGGAGGGGGUUGAAUAUGAGACGGAGGAGCUGAUAUGUGAGGGAGAGGGGUUUGAGUAUGAGGGAGAGGAGCUGGAGUAUGACAGGGCUCAGAUGGACUACGAGUAUGAGGAGCUGGAGGACACAGACAGACAAGAUGAAGGGGAAUGAAGAAGCCCUCAUACAUCUAUACUCAAACGGUCUGCAGGCAGGUGGAGGUGAAUGAGAGGGUGAGGGUGGGACUUUUCUUAGCUGUGCUGCUAAUUCCUAAUAUACCUUUAACUGUGAAAAUAAAUGAAGUUUGAGGCAUUAUGAAACUGUGAACAGACAGCACCUGUGACAUCUCAAUCAGCUGCAAAUGACCAAAUCAGAGCAGGACUCAGGUGGUGUGUGUGUGUGUGUGUGUGUGUGAGCAGUGUGUCUGGCUGUUUUACUUUAGGGUUGUUUUGUGAGUGCACACAGGAGAUUAAGUCUUCCGUUAUUAAAUAUUAACUCAGCCCGUGAAGUCAGUGUCAAUCAUUUAUGGGAAAAAAUGUCAUAAUUGGGAACCGGUGAAAGUGGCAGCUACUGUUUACAUGACUCACACACUGUAGUGUUUCCACACAUCAUGGCCAGUGUCUGUUUUAUGUGCCUGCCAGUGCACCUCACCUUGUCUCAUUGCUAUUUUUAAAAACCCAGACUGUGCACCCAUGUAAAUGUGUGUAUUGGAUUUAGAUUUACAUAAUAUUUAUGGCAUGCUAAACACAACCCCCAACCCUUGUCAGUGUUGUGUAAGCAGUUAGUGGAUGUCAGUGCCAAGAAAGAGAGGGAGACGAGCAGGAUUAUUAGAGGGAUGAAUAGCUGGGGUGCCUCACCAUAAAAGGUGAGUCCAUAGGGAGGCCUCCAGAUGUGAAAUGGACUCACAAAAACUCAAAUAGGAGCUUAUUAUUCAAAUAAAAAAAAAACCUGAAGCCCUCUGCAGGUCAGAGACUCAGGUCCAUUGUGACCCUUGUACAUUCCUUUUUGUCGGCGACUACACCUUUUCUACCUGUGCAGAAAAGAUGAAGCAAACUCGGCCCUUGAUCUCCUCUCAUCACUGCACUCAUUAUUCAUUUGGGGCUCGUAUGUAAUCCAAUCCUCCUUGCCUCCACGUAUCUUUUUCUCACAUCUCAAUGAAAGAGUGAAAUAUUUAUCCCCAGUGCUGAAAUAUUUAUGCUCACGCUCAUGUAGCAGUGUGCCUCGACUCCUGUGUCUGUGCUUGGAAAACAGUACAGACUUAAACUGAUGAUCGCUUUUCCUUCAGUUUUUAAAUGCUUAAUGCAAGAAUCCCAUUUUUUUUAUACAAAGAAAAUCACAUAUUUUAAAUGUAUGUAAGGGUAUCUGUGUUAUGUCUAGGCAUGCAACU
Molecule: messenger RNA, 3080 nt
Organism: Scatophagus argus
Lineage: Eukaryota; Metazoa; Chordata; Actinopteri; Scatophagidae
Product: leucine-rich repeat-containing protein 10B
Exons: 2
Coding region: 653-1867 (404 amino acids)
Molecular function (GO): protein binding
Source: RefSeq, a predicted model, not a curated record